CUGCAUUUCAUUCCUCGCUCACUCUGCUCACUCACGCUCAUACUGUGGCCGGCGCCUAUCUAGCUCCUCCUGCUGGCUCUUGAAAGCAUCUCAGCUAAAGCCUGAAGUUUCCAAGAUGAACAACAAGAACAAGCCGCCGGCCGUCUCGAGGCGCAGCAGGGCGCUGCAGGUGCAGGUCGCCCUGCUCCUCGUUUUGCUCCUUGCUGCUUCACGGCUCCAGGCUUGCGGCGCGGCUUCAGGGUUCUGCGCGGGCAAGUGCGCGGUGCGGUGCGGGCGUGGGACUAGCGCGCGGGCGAGGGGUUCGUGCAUGAAGUACUGCGGGCUGUGCUGCGAGGAGUGCGCCUGCGUGCCCACGCGGGGGAAGGGCGGGAGCCGCGACGAGUGCCCCUGCUACCGCGACAUGCUCACCUCCGGCCCAAGGAAGAGGCCCAAGUGCCCCUGAUCAAGCCCUGAUCGACCCACCUGGAAGAACGAUCGUAUCAACGCUCCUCUGCUGUAGCUAUGAUGUAGUACUAGCUUCCUGUGCCAUGUUGUAGUAGUAGUAGUAGUCCGUACCAUGUUGUUGUGUGAUUCGCGUGGAAGUACCGUAUAUGCUGUCUUCGUAUUGUACCCACCAUCGAGUUGUACAAAAGGUAUGAGAGGAGCCAGGGGUUAUGGAGUGAUCCGGGGCCUGUAAAUUCUUUCCCAUCAGUGUGUUGCUAUCUAGCCUAGCUAGUGUGUGCCACGUGUGAGGGUGUUCAAUUAUCAAAUAUAAGUACGUGUGCUUGUAGCUAA
Brachypodium distachyon (stiff brome) is the source of this 774-nucleotide messenger RNA. Its product is annotated as peamaclein. The transcript is spliced from 2 exons. The record is from RefSeq and is a predicted model, not a curated record. NCBI's taxonomy places the organism in Eukaryota, Viridiplantae, Streptophyta, Magnoliopsida, Poales, Poaceae. Bases 116 to 442 code for a protein of 108 amino acids.